GAAUAUAAAUAUAGCAAUGGUAUAUUUGUGAACAACAUGCCUUGCAGACGCGGUGUAUAUUUUGGUAUAUUGCGCGAUUGUGCGGUGCGGUCACACUUGUGUGUGUAGCAGCAACAUAAUUGCAAAAUAAACGACGCCACAUAAACAUAAACAUAAACAGCUAAAACAUUGUAAAUUGAGUGACAAGAAAAAGGCGCGAAUAGCGGAUUAAACACCAAAGUGAGUGUGUGUGUGUGAGUGUGAGUGUGUGUGUGGUGCAUGCAUGUAAAUGGAGAUGGAGAAGAAGGCCAAAGAGCAAUUGCGUCGGUAUAAGAAGUCGCGACAUGCGCACAGCAGCAGCGACAGCUCCAGCACCGACACCGAUAGCGGCAGCAGCUCGUACAGCAGCUCCGACAGCGAACGGGAGGCCCACCACGGCCACGGCGGUCAUCCGCAUCAGCAGCAACGUUCGGCCGAACGGCAUCAUCGCAAAAAGAAGAGUUCACGGCGAGCGGGCAGCUCGUCCGGCGACGAGCGACGGAAGCGUGACAAGCGCGAACGUGAGCGUGACCGCGAUCGGGAUCAUGUGCAAAAGAAGCUGGUGGCCAAGCGCAAUCAUCUCAAGCGCAAACUUAAGGAGGCGCGUCUCAAGAAACGCGCUGCAGCCGCCUUAAGUGGCCACGGCCACCGAGCGUUGUCCCCAGCCACGCAGGCCAAACUCAAGAAGCUGGCAGAGCGCAAGCAUUUGCGGGCCGAGAGCAAGGAGCAGCGUGAACGCGAGCGCGAAAAGUUGCGCAGCGUGCAUCGCGAGCGAGAGCGCGAACGGGAGCGUGAUCAUCAUCGGUUGGGCGGCAGCAGCCGGUCGCCAACGGGUGCAGCGAGCAGCACCACGACAACGACGAAGAUACGCAUUCACCAGGAUGUGGUGGGCAAGCGGCAGAAGAGCCCGGGCGCCGGUGGCCUCUCCGGUGGCCUUGGCGGCGGUGGCCUGGGUCCCAACGGCAAUGGCGGACCCGCGGCACGGCAGCUGCAUCAUCAGCUGAUGUCGCGCGAGAAGAUCAUCAUACAGACGCGCACACGCGGACGUACACCGUCGCUGGAGCGUGAGCGUGAACGCGAGCGCAUGGAGCGUGAACGUGAACGCGAGCGAGAACGCGAACGCGUCGAGCGUGUGGAGCGCGAGCAUGAGCGCCAGCGUCAGCACGAGCACAAGCUGCAGCGGCACGAUGAUCUGUCGCUGCGCGAACGUGAACGCGAUCGCCGCGAGCGUGAACGCGAACGUGCUGAGCGCGAGGCGGCUCGCGACAAAGAGCGCGCCGAGGCGCUGGCCCGUUGUCAGGAGCGACAGCGUGAACGCGAGCGUUUGGCUCGCGAGAAGAUGCGUCGCCAGGCCGAAGAAGACGAAGCGGUGGCCGGUGGCAAGAAGGGUGGACCGUAUGGCGUCGCUGGAGGCAGUGUGCGUGAGCUGGACAUGGCCAUGCAGCCAUACGGAAGUCGCGAGCGCUCCCUGGAGACGGUGGACCGUGUGGGCGGACGACAUGUGCGCGACAAGCGCGAACUGGACGCCUAUGAGCGGGAGCAGGAGUUCUUGGAGGCGGAGCGUCAUGGGCUGAUCGACGAGAUGCGUCGCUACGGUGGCCAGAGGCGUCGAGAGCUCAGUCCGCUGCCCGAACACUAUGCACAGCGCAUGCGCGAUCCACGCGACAUCUACUCGGAGGAGGAGCGCGAGCGUGCCUACAAACGCGCCUAUCUCGAUGCACGCUACUCGCGGGAGCGCGAAGCUUGGCUCGAUGCGCGCGAAAUGCGCGACUAUCGCGACCUGGACGCCGAGGUGGCGCUUUAUGCCGACGAGCGAGAGCGCAUCUUGCGUGAUCGCGAACGCGAGCGAGAAAGAGAACGCGAACGUUUGCCAGCGCGUGGCGAUUAUCGCGCCGAAUGGGAACGCGACUGGGAUGAGGACAAUGGCGGCGUCGGCGGUGGCGGUGGCAUCGGUCCAAGCGCCGGUGGCGGCGCCAAUGGCAGUGGUAAUGGAACGCCAGGACGUGCCAGCGGCUUUGUGGGCGGUCCCAAGCGUGGCGGCGGCGGACCAAAGCCACCGACAGCGCAGUCAGCGCAGCAGCAACAACAACAGCAGCAGCAACAUCACUCGGCCUCGGAACCCGAUUGGGAUGCCGAUGAGCGUGAGGAUGGCGUCGGCGGUGGUGGAGGCGGAGGUGAUGGUGUUAAGAAUGAGCCCGCCUGGCUGGAGCAUGAUCAACGCGAGAAACCCUCACGUCCCUGGCAGCAAUCGAGCAACGAUUGGCGCGACAAUGAUGAGCCCAGCUUUGGACGUGGCGGCGUCCAGAGUAAUGUGAACGCUGGCAACGACAGCGGUUCGGUGGCACAUCAUGCGGCCAACUCGUCGCCGCAUCAUCAUGUGCAUCCGCGUGGCGAACGCGGCGCCGGACGCGGCUUUCGACGUGGCGGCGGUGGCGGAGGCGCUGCCCACAAUCACGAGCAUGGCGAGCGUGGCUAUCGCUCGCAUCCGCCUCCGCUGAUGACGCUGCCCGUGCAACCUCCGGGUGGCUAUCACGGCAGCUCGCGCGGCUUUCCACACAAGCGAUUGCCUUAUGGCGGAGGAGGAGGAGGCGGUGGCUUCCUCAAGAAGCAGCAUGCGCACAUGUCAGCGACAGCAGCCGCUGCAGCAGCAGCUGGCGGAGGUGGAGCUGCGGGAGCCGCAUCACAGUUGCAGCAGACGCAACAUCAACAACACCAGCAGCAACAGCAGCAGCAACAACAACAGCAGCAGCAGCAACAACAACAUGGCCAAGCGAAGCCAAGCAAUGCGGCAGCUCAGGCCAGCGCUGUGGCAGCGGCAACAACAGCGGUUGCAGCAGCGAAGGCAGCUGCACAAAGUGCUGCGAAUGCGACCACAAAUCCGGGCAUUCUAGCUCAGGUGAGCAAGCUGGCGACGACGAGCAUUAAGCAGGAGGAUGCCAGCGAGGAUUCUGCGGGCACACCCGAACCCACAACCACAAGCAGCAGCAUUGGCAACGCCUCCGAGACGGGUGCCGGAGAUGCGGCGGCAGCAACAGACGCUGCCACGUUGCGGCAGCUGCAGCUGAAGCAGGAGCCCAAGACGAACGGAGAGCUGAGCGAGAUUAGCGACAGCGACGAUGACAUACUCAACAAAACGGACAAGGUGAAGCCCAAGUGUGAGCUGCAGCUGGAGGUGGCACAAGAGCUGUCCGCGGAUGCGUUGUCCAACAGUGAUGAGCACAUCAAAAGCGAGCCCGAGAAGACAGCAACAGCCACAACGCCAACGCCAACAGCAGUGGCAACAACUGGCGCAACAGCAACUGUUGCUGCACUGACUCCAGCGACAGCUGUGCAGGCGUGCAUCAAGAGCGAGGAUGUGGACGAAGUGCUCGACUUUGAGGAGAUCUCCGAUGGCGAACUCGAAGAAGACGCCAGGCACAAAGGCAUUGGCGAUGCUUUGGGUGUUGACUGGCAAGGCUUGAUAGCGGAGACACGCAAGCAGGCCACGGAUCAUGCCGCCCAGCAAGGCGUCGAGCGCAACACAUCGGCCAAACAACGCUGGCAACCGCAUCAUGUGCUGCUCGACAUGGGCAUCAGCUUUGAGAUGGCUGGGCCGGAGUAUGCGCGUCGUGUGCUCGACGAGGCGCGUCAACAGUUGCGCCAGGAGAAGGAACAACAGCAGCUGGCAUUGAUCAAGACCGAACCGCAAAUGGAGGCAGCAACCACAACAACAUCGACAACCACAACCACAGCAACAUCCGCUGUCAAGAAGCCGCCUGUGCACGAUUAUCGUGAACUCCUCGAUCCGGAGCAUGUGGAGCCGUUGGCUUGCGUCCAGAUGGGUUUGCGAAGCGCGGCAGCUGAACGUUUGCGUCUUGUGGGCAAUGUCUGUGGUCCCGGCAGUCGGGCGCUUAGCGCUCGUCAGGAUUUGCGACUGCGACGGCAGCUGUGCGGUUUACCUGCCAGGGAAUGCGAUUUUCCGCGCAACGUGCCGCUGGUGAGCGAGGGACUGCGAUCCCUGGCCAUGCACAUGUUUCAGCGCACGCUCGAUGUCAAAUGAGAUCCGCUCGCUCGACAGCGGCUCGAGCAAUUUAGCUAUAGACUAGA
This is a messenger RNA of Drosophila sulfurigaster albostrigata, 4104 nucleotides long. It is a transcript of the gene Flacc, whose product is annotated as fl(2)d-associated complex component. The record is from RefSeq and is a predicted model, not a curated record. Bases 269 to 4057 code for a protein of 1262 amino acids. NCBI's taxonomy places the organism in Eukaryota, Metazoa, Arthropoda, Insecta, Diptera, Drosophilidae. Gene Ontology annotation, cellular component: RNA N6-methyladenosine methyltransferase complex. The transcript is spliced from 3 exons.